AUGUGCCACCCCGGCUCCGGAGACGAGAACCAGGACCGUCUUCCAGCGAGCUGGGGAGUCGUGCUGCGAGUUUAUGGAGGUCUCAUCCAUUCGCAAGAUGCCCGCAACGAAGCUGGAGGGGCCGAAGGGCCCCUGGACUCUGGAGUUCCCCCUUGGGUGUUUUUUCUUUCAUUCUUUCUUUCUUUCUUUCUUUCUUUCUUUUCCCCUUCCGUCCCAGGGAAUCAGGAUCUUCGCGCUCGUCUGCCUGAUCCUGAUCAGCUUGGCCAGACUGGUUUGAAAGGCAGUGGUUUGCCGUCCUGACUAAUGCAAAAUUCAUCGCGCUACAGUUGACCACAGGCUACCUACACGGAGAUGGCCUGCCUAGGCCCUGUGCGAGCGCUUCGCCCAGCCGGGUACAAAUCCGCUAGCUACAAGAGGAGUUCAUGUCGGUUGUGUCUUUGUCUGCGGCUUUGUUUCCUGGUACGGAUUCAGAGCAUCCGCAGACGAGGGCACGAAAGGGGAUUGCAUACGGCCGCUGGGAACGAAUACAGUGUAGAUAGAAAGCACGAGCCACUGCUAUCACACAAC
Messenger RNA from Colletotrichum destructivum, 567 nucleotides. RefSeq lists its product as uncharacterized. The transcript has 2 exons. The coding region runs from base 1 to 300 and encodes 99 amino acids. NCBI's taxonomy places the organism in Eukaryota, Fungi, Ascomycota, Sordariomycetes, Glomerellales, Glomerellaceae. The record is from RefSeq and is a predicted model, not a curated record.